Molecule: messenger RNA, 996 nt
Organism: Vicia villosa (hairy vetch)
Lineage: Eukaryota; Viridiplantae; Streptophyta; Magnoliopsida; Fabales; Fabaceae
Exons: 2
Coding region: 1-996 (331 amino acids)
Biological process (GO): DNA integration
Molecular function (GO): nucleic acid binding
Source: RefSeq, a predicted model, not a curated record
AUGGAUCCUUUGCCUUCAGUUAGUCGUGUGUUCUCUCUUGUGAUUCAAGAAGAGAAACAGAGGAUGGUCAAUGCUAUCCCUACUAAUAAUACUGAAACCCUAGCUUAUGCUAUCCAUGAUUCUAAUGGUUCCAAGUCUAAGAAUGGAAAGAAAGAUAGAACUAUGUGUUCUCAUUGUGGUGUAGUUGGUCAUAUCAAAGACAAGUGCUUCAAGCUUCAUGGUUAUUCACCUGGAUACAAAAAGGCCAAAUCGACUGCUACUUCCAAUUCUGCAGCAAAUGCAGUUAACCCAGACAAUAUUGAAGAUGGCAUGCCAUUAAACACAAAACAAUAUGAACAACUCAUUGCUUACACCCAAGGCCAGAUGGACAAUCUGAAGGAGAAAGUGAUUGGCACGAGUGAAUAUACUCAUGGACUUUACUUCCUCAAAAUUGAAUCGGAAUGUACCUCUGUUGCUCUUGAUUUCUGUUCUAAUAAGAGUAUGUCAACUAUACCAUCAUGUAAUUCUGUUAGUAAUGUUUUUGUUUCCACUUGGCAUGCUAGAUUAGGCCACUUAUCUGAUCAAGUGUUACAAAUGAUUCACAAUAACGUUCCUGAUUUAGUUCCUCUAAAUGCUUCACAUCAUGAUUUUUGUAAGAUUUGCCCCCUUCCUAAAUUUCAUCAUUUACCCUUUACUUCUAAUAACAAUCAUAGUGCCUUACCCUUUGAUUUAAUUCAUUGUGAUGUGUGGGGUCCUUUUAGUAAAUCCAUCUAUGAUGGUCAUAACUAUUUUCUGACCAAUGUUGAUGACAACACAAGAUACGAAUGGAUACACUUAAUGAAACAUAAGUCUAAGGAAACUAUGUUAUUUAAGCUAUUUUUUAAGUUUAUCAAAACUCAGUUUAACACUUCUAUAAAGGAAACUCGCAGUGAUAAUGCAAAAGAAUUACAGUUGACUGAUUUCUUGCAAACUGAAGGGGCAAUACAUCACUUUUCAUGUCCUCACAGGCCUCAAUAG